Molecule: messenger RNA, 1218 nt
Organism: Puntigrus tetrazona (Sumatra barb)
Lineage: Eukaryota; Metazoa; Chordata; Actinopteri; Cypriniformes; Cyprinidae
Gene: cdkn1ca
Product: cyclin-dependent kinase inhibitor 1Ca
Exons: 3
Coding region: 94-738 (214 amino acids)
Biological process (GO): regulation of cell cycle
Cellular component (GO): nucleus
Molecular function (GO): cyclin-dependent protein serine/threonine kinase inhibitor activity
Source: RefSeq, a predicted model, not a curated record
ACGCUGGCCUUUAACCACCGGCUCAGAUAUAAACAGACUAGAGACAACAAGAACCAAACAAACAUCGGCUUACGGCAUUGACUUUUAGGCACCAUGGCAAACGUGGAGGUAUCAUCAAGCAAUCUGGAGCGCCAUGUUGCACGGAGGACCUUUCCUCUUCUCGCCCGCACAAAGGUCUGCCGUAACCUUUUCGGACCCGUGGAUCACGAGGAGCUGCAGGGUGAAAUGAAACGCAAACUCCAGGAGAUCUCCGAGCGAGACCAGAGCCGGUGGAAUUUUAACUUUGAGACCAACUCGCCCUUGCCUGGAGAUUACGAGUGGGAGGCGAUUUCGGAGGACACUAUGCCGUUUUUCUACAAGGAUACAGUGCAAAAUAAGAGAGCGCGCGCCGCGGCGUCUGUUAACGCGACCGGAGACGCGUCCGCCGCCGCCGACUCGCACGGGCUUCCCAGGGCUCCGCCGGUUCAAGAGUCCGAGGACGUCCCGGGACGAGCCGACGAAAUCAACCAGGAGAACUUCUCCGGCGCUAUGAACUCGCGACCGGCUCGUGCUUCGGGGCUCAGAAACAGGCGAAAGAGGUCGCUCGUCCCGGAGACCCCCAGAAACAGCACGCCGCAGAUCACAGACUUCUUCCCGAAGAGGAAGAGGAGCCUGGAGUCCAAGCAGGAUGAACGUAGCUCGCUCCAAGCCGGCGCGUCCACGGGCGUCGAAGUAACGCCGCGCAAAACAAUAAGAUGAUGAUGUUUGCACUCCAAGCAGCAGUCCACCUGUGUUUAUCUGCAGAGCGGAUGAAGAAAACAAGUGGACAAGACUUUUACUCUCGACUCAUGUAGCAAUAAUGGCUCCGCCAACAGAGACUUUGUUGCAGUGUUACAAUGUCUAAACGGUGCAAUUUUAUAUUUCUUUUGUUUUAACUGUUGUAGGGGGCUAGGCCACACCGCUCCGAAUAGACCGGAGCGGCGCCUGUUUGUUUUAUUAUUUUUUUAAAUAUACUAACUUAUUUUAUUUAUGUUCCUAAUAGUCGGUUCCUCUUUAUUAUUUACAGCUAUUGUUAUUGUUUUUUUAUGAUUUCGGCCAUAUUUUAUGCUGUGUUUUAUUUAAGUUUUCGUUCGCAACAACAUGCAAGAGUGUUCCUGAGCCGUGUUUGUCGAAAUAUAUUCCGUAGCUCGCGCUGUACCUUUGAAUCAAAGUGUAAAUUAAAUUAUAUUUUUGAUAACC